GCGUUGCAUUGUGGGAUAGCCUUUCGCUUGCCUGUGAGCUGAAUCCAGAUCGGUUGUGACGUUGAGAAUUUCUGCAGAACUCUUUCCUCUGAACUCUCUAUUAGCAGAUCUCAGAUCAGCCUUAAAGUUCGUUCUGUAAACCGGAAGUAAUCCGCUUUCAUGGGCGAUACAUUGUUUUUCAUCCAUUGCCAAUAAAAUCAUCAGAUACGCAGUAUAUGUUAACUAGUCACCAUUUACAAAGGCUAAAGAUUCAGUCGGAAUUUCGGUUAAAUAGACACAGUAAAGGAUUGUUGACAAAAUGAACGUGACUUUAGCUGUUAAACAGUAUGUCACCAAAAUGAUAGAAAGCAGCGGACCAGGAAUGAAGGUUUUGCUCAUGGAUAAAGAAACGACCAGCAUUGUGAGUAUGGUUUACACACAAUCCGAGAUCCUGCAAAAGGAGGUCUACCUGUUUGAACGGAUAGACUCACAGAACCGUGACAACAUGAAACAUCUGAAGGCCAUCUGCUUCCUGAGACCAACCAAGGAUAAUGUAGAGAAUCUGAUUCAGGAGCUGCGACGUCCCAAAUAUAGCGUCUACUUUAUCUUUUUCAGCAAUGUCAUCAGUAAGAGUGAAGUGAAGGCCUUGGCAGAAGCUGAUGAGCAGGAGGUUGUUGCAGAUGUGCAGGAGUUUUAUGGAGACUUCAUCGCUGUGAAUCCUCAUCUUUUCUCCCUCAAUCUACAAGGAGUAUCCAGGGGUCGCAGUUGGGAUCCCAGUGUUCUUCCACGUGUCACUCAAGGUUUGACCUCUGUGCUGUUGGCCUUAAAGAAAUGUCCCAUGAUUCGUUACCAGCUCUCCUCUGACAUGACCAAGAGACUGGCUGAAAGUGUUAAGCAAAUCAUCAGCAAGGAGUAUGAACUAUUUGACUUCAGGAAAACUGAAGUUCCCCCUCUUCUGCUCAUUCUGGACCGAAGUGAUGAUGCGAUCACACCCCUUCUUAACCAGUGGACAUAUCAGGCUAUGGUUCAUGAGCUUCUUGGCCUCAACAACAACCGAAUAGAUCUGUCCCGGGUGCCUGGCAUCAGUAAAGACCUGAGAGAGGUGGUGCUGUCUGCAGAGAAUGAUGAAUUCUAUGCCAAUAACUUGUACCUGAACUUUGGUGAAAUUGGAACAAACAUUAAAAACUUGAUGGAGGACUUUCAGAAGAAAAAGCCAAAGGACCAACAAAAACUAGAGUCCAUUGCUGACAUGAAGGCAUUUGUGGAUAACUACCCGCAGUUUAAGAAGAUGUCGGGCACGGUGUCCAAGCAUGUGACGGUGGUGGGCGAGUUGUCUCGUCUAGUCAGUGAGAGGCAGUUAAUGGAGGUAUCUGAGGUGGAGCAGGAGCUUGCAUGCCAGAAUGAUCACUCUAACGCCCAGCAGUAUGUGCGGCGUGUGCUGCAGAACCCACGUUUGACGGAGCUUGAUGCGGUGCGUCUGGUGAUGCUAUAUGCUCUGCGCUAUGAGAGACACAGCAGCAGCAUCCUGCCCAGUCUCAUGGAAGAACUAAACAGGAGAGGAGUGUCUGAAAAAUACCGCAAGAUGGUACAAGCUGUGAUCGAGUACGGAGGCAAACGGGUCAGAGGAAGUGAUCUCAUUACUCCUACAGAUGCUGUGGCCAUCACCAAACAGUUUUUCAAAGGACUCAAGGGUGUUGAGAAUGUCUAUACCCAGCACCAGCCCCUGCUGCAUGACACAUUGGAUCAGCUAAUUAAAGGCCGUUUGAAGGACAGUCAGUUUCCCUACCUCGGGCCGAGUUCUCUGCGAGACAGGCCACAGGACAUCAUUGUGUUCAUCAUCGGAGGAGCCACGUAUGAAGAAGCACUGACUGUGUACAACCUGAACCGCACCAUGCCAGGAGUUCGUAUUGUGCUUGGAGGAACAACCAUUCACAACACCAAGAGUUUCCUAGAGGAGGUGACAUUAGCAGCUGGCUUGAGACAUGGGGGAGACAGGGUGUCACAUGGAGCUGGACGUCCACCAACCAGGCGCUGAACACUCAUCAGUCGUUCUCUUAUUAAUAUAAUAUAGUGUUGUGUGUGCUCAGAGCCGAAAGCUACUUUCAUGUAACCAUCCCACUCAGUGCAAACAUUCCUCUCUCCAAUGGCCGGAGUAGACUGUAUUGUGAGUCAAAGAAAAACUAUGAUAUGAUCCUGGUGUCCAAAACAAGAGAAAGUGAUUUGUACAUGCGAGUUACACUCAAGAUCUGUCAUGUUUGUUAAUGUGGUCAAUAUGACUUCUUAUGACAGCAUUAUGACAACAAGAACACUCCCCCUCAGCCCCUCCCAAAACCUGACUGUACAGCCGGUAUGUUGUGUCUGAUCUGCUGUAUAUAAAUAAGGUUCUUCCUGUAAAAACUAAAUUUAGAGGCAUCUAUAGAUCGGCUGUGUCUUUUAAUGGACUGACUGCAGCUAAUGUAAUAUGACAGGACCUAUCAGAGCGGUCUGUCUCCAUGUUGGUGUAACCCACAUUAUAACAGUCUCUUAUGUCCAUAUGUACUGAUAUACAUUUCACAUUAUUGUUUAUAAUACCCAUCUGCACAGAGAUACAUUUUCUCCCUUCAGAGUCAAAACUGGACCUUAACUACAAACAUGUUUUUAAAAAAGUAACUGUAUGCAUAUGUGAUACUGGUGUAAUUUAUUAAACAGCUUAUUUCUGUAAUAGUGUAAUGGUUAUGUAUACUUACAUACUUUCUAAUGCAUAUGAUGGGCUUUUUAUUAUUGACUACAAACUUUCUCAGCCACCAAUAACCUUUAGCUAUUAUGUGAUUAAAACUAUUUAAUUGAUUUCAUUAGAUUUGUAUGUGACAUACAUGGUCUAUCAUUGAUGACAUUCAGAAAAUUACUGAAUGGACACAUGGGCAUUUGCACUUAAGGAGAUUCUUAAUGUAAGGUCAUGAAUGCAGACUGUUUCUGCCUAUUCUGAAUCACAUAUAUGUUUUGUUUACUCUUUUGAUUUCUCUUUGCAGAUAUACAGUGUGAUAUACUUUAAAGAUAUUCUGAAGAAUGAAUAUUUUAAAUUAAGUUUAAUAAACCAAAAUGACAGUAUUGGUAAUCAUUGAACUUGUGUGAGAUUUUUCCUAUGAAUUUUUUCUUUCUUUCCACAUUUUCAUAUUAUUAAGGGAAGUGUUAUUUUGUAGACUUCUUAACACUUCACUUAUUAGAACUGCAUAUGAAUCAAAACACAUGUGAAUGAAUCACCAAUACUUGUAGACUCCGGCAUUAACAUUCUAUAUUUCUGAUUAAAAGUGCCACUGCUACUAGGUUCAUUUCUAUGAAAUCUGUUUCAGUAUAUAAGCCUGUUUGUGAUCAAAAUAAAAUUAAUGAUGUAAAUCAAGGGAAAAUGGGAGCAGUGGUGCAGUAGAUAGUGUUCCUGGCUCACAGUACAAGGGUCCCCAAUUCAUUGCUUAACAUAUGUAUGUCUGUGUGGAGUUUCACAUAUUCCCUUCUGUACAUGUGGGUUUCCUCUGGGUUCUCCAGUUUCUUUCUACUUACCAAAAACAUGGGUGGAUUGAUUGGUGAUUCUAAAUUG
Ictalurus furcatus (blue catfish) is the source of this 3550-nucleotide messenger RNA. It is a transcript of the gene vps45, whose product is annotated as vacuolar protein sorting 45 homolog. Gene Ontology annotation, biological process: vesicle-mediated transport; intracellular protein transport. The transcript has 15 exons. The record is from RefSeq and is a predicted model, not a curated record. The coding region runs from base 299 to 2014 and encodes 571 amino acids. Gene Ontology annotation, cellular component: Golgi membrane. NCBI's taxonomy places the organism in Eukaryota, Metazoa, Chordata, Actinopteri, Siluriformes, Ictaluridae.